Messenger RNA from Cuscuta europaea, 2968 nucleotides. NCBI's taxonomy places the organism in Eukaryota, Viridiplantae, Streptophyta, Magnoliopsida, Solanales, Convolvulaceae. The record is from the annotation of a GenBank genome assembly.
CUCCUGGUCGAUCUACUCUGUAACUCACUUCUUUCUUCGUAAGAAAGGGUCUUUGUAAAUAAUUCUUUUAAUAUAAAGCCAUCAUCACUCCUCGUUUGUACUGGCAUCGGGGUUAGGGGUUAUCAUUCAGCUUCUUGAUUUGAUUUUAGAUGCUGGGUUCGGCAUCAGUUGCAAGAAACCCUAAAUAGCAAUUCAUUUUACUGGUGAGUUCUCGAAAUCUUAUAUUGUUCCUAUUCCAAGAUUUGAUUUUGUUCAGCUCAGUCAAUGUGAAAGUGCUGCUGAGACAUUGGGCUAUUCUUGAUUCUCAGUCGUUGGAUUUUCAUGCUGAAAUGUGCAAAUCUUGCGGUUGAAUGGCGGUCUUUUGGGAGAUGUAGUUCGAUUGCAGUGAUAUGAGACGUUGAAUAUGAGCGAUGGAGGUAGGGAGAAUGUAAGAGGAGUUCAAAACAGCUGCGGGACGUCAAAGAGGGCGAAGGUUGCAGUCAAAGACGAAUUUGCCCAGGCAAUUGCUAGAAUUGCAGUUUCACAGAUAUGCGAGGGUGUAGGGUUUCAGAACACCCACCAGUCUGCUUUGGAUACUCUCUCAGAUGUUGCUGUCAGGUACAUACAAGAUGUAGGGAAAUGUGCCAAUUUGUGUGCAAAUUCAGCAGGUAGAAGUCAGUGUAAUUUGUUUGAUGUGAUUGAAGGAUUGGAAGAUUUGGGCUAUGCCCAGGGGUAUACUGGUGCUUCCGAUGUUAAUCAUUGUGCUUUAAAUUCAGGAGCAAUCAAAGACAUCAUUCGGUUUGUAGAUGAAGCUGAAGAAAUCCCUUUUGCCUGUUCUGUCCCUAGGUUCCCAGUAGUUAAAGAAUGCAAACUUAGUCCUACUUAUGUGCAAACUGGAGAAGCCCCACCUGAACAUGUACCUGCUUGGUUACAGGCAUUUCCAGAUCCCAAGAGUUUGGAUUUGGUUGAAAAUAGAGAAGUAGAUAAUGGGAUUGUUAAGGUUGGGCAGGUUGAUGAUCUGAGAAUUGAAAAAAGACCUCUUCCAAAUUUUCACCAGCAGUUGGGUGUUAAUGGACGUGAAGAUGCUGCUUCUGAGGAAAAAAUAGUAGCUGAUCGCAACCCAUUUCUUGCACCACCACUGCAAUAUGGGGAGAAAAAGGUCUCCCAAGUUGCUCUUCCAGCUAAAUUUUUAGAUGACACCUUAGUGAUUCCGCAAUCAGAUCAUCCAAUUACAAGAUUACAUGAGUCUGAAUUAGAUGGCGCCAUUGAAGCAGUUCAGAGCAGGUCAUGUCAUCAUGUGGAUGGUGAGAAAAAUGUUGUCUUGGAAAGGAGAGAUGCAGUGAGAUUCCGUUUAGAAAGUGGAAGAAAGACAUUAGUUAGAGCAGCAAGCGUAUGGGGUGAGAGUGAUGAGGAACUAGUCUCUCGGGCCGUUAAUGAUAAUGAAAAAGUUAAUGGGAAAAGAACGUCCGAGGAAAUUAACAAUAGUUCCAUGAAUAAUUCGCAGGAGCAGGCUCAAUUGUAAAGUAGGCAUGUUUUGUUAGACCUAGUAUACUCAUUUAACGAAAUGGGAGGCAAACACUGCUUCCAUGAGAGUCAAUGUAGAGGAUAUGUGUCCUUAUAUGAGGUUUUACAGACUGCUAGAGAGGUGUUUUUCCACUUAACAAUCCAUUGAGGUAUGUUUGUUUUAGGCAUGUCUUGGAACCUUUGUACUUGAUCACUUUUCUUAAUGAUACCAAUUGUGUUGCACAAUUUUGAAUUGGUGAACAAUAGAAUUUGAAGUGCGUAUGUAUUUAUUUACAGACACACAUUUCUGGCCAGUUUUCUGCAAAUUGUAGUAAAUGUCCAAGAUGAUCUGUAAUGUUGGCAAAAUUUAGUCAAUGAGAGUGGUUGAUUAGAUUAACAAAGAUAUUCUGUAAAUGUCUUUACAAAAGCAAGAGUGUAAGAAAAUGAUACUCCGUAUUAAAUAGAGAGUUAUGUUUUUUUUUUGUAAAUAGCUAGUUAAGUAAGUUAAAAAUCCUGAUUCUAUCACAAAACUAGUGUUUAUCUUGAAUUUUCCACAUGUGACUUUGUUGUAUGAUUACAAAUUGUUCUUAAAUUUUGUGAAUAUAGAUAAGCCUGGUAAAGAUAAGCCCUCUGAAUAUAAAAGUUAGAUUAAAAGGCCAAAUAGGCCCCUGGACCUAUACGAAUUGCUCAAUUCGCACCCCAAACCUAAAAAAGGUCUGAUUCAGGCUACCAGUUCAAUCCCUUCUCGUAGCUGAUAAGCUCCUGUUUUCUUCCUUUACACACUUAGUCAGCAGGUUAUACAUUUCAUUUUAAGCUGACUCAUUAUGUCCUUUGGAGACCAACGAAGUCGUAACAAAGAGAAAGAGAUGUCUGCUUCAUCUUCAUCUUCAUCUUCACUGGGAAGAAAAGUGGCUAGAAGUUUUAUGAAUGCUAAAGAUGGAAGGUAAGAAUUCGUAAAACUGGUUUUUGAUUGUAACAGGAGGGUUAAUACAAAAUUCUUUGAUUUUAGUAUGGAUUGGGAUGCGGGUAUUUUGUGUGGAAAGAAGAUGUCCCAUGCCACCAUGAAGACAAUGACAAACAACUUUGUGUUUGUCAUAUUAUUGUGCUUGAGAGGUUGAUUUUAGCUAGAUCGAAAGAGUCCGCGAUUGAUGAGCUGAAGAUGUUGAUUUUAGCUAUGUAAUGUGAUAUAGAAACCCUCAAAAGACGUGGUGAAAAUGAAGCUAAAGAGAAGCAAUUUUGGAAGAAAAUGUAGCAAGUAGUUGUCAUUUUUGUUGCAACAGCUUUUAUUGUGAAGAAAAUGUAAAAGUUCAGAGUAGUAAUGUACUAUUGUGUUGAAUGUAACACUAGUAAUUUACCCCAUAUCCAUGGUAAAUGUAGUGUUGUUUGAUUGCAACUUGCUACUAAUGGUAUUGUUGAUUACAUUGAAUUUACCUCAUAUCCAUGGUAAAGUUUGUUGCCUAUUAUGACAAUGUAUCUCAUAUCCAUG